This is a messenger RNA of Chironomus riparius, 975 nucleotides long. Lineage: Eukaryota; Metazoa; Arthropoda; Insecta; Diptera; Chironomidae. The record is from the annotation of a GenBank genome assembly.
AUGCUUAAAAGUGUGUUUAAUCUGAAAACCUUUCAAAAGUCUUUAUCCCUUACUAAUUUACCAUUAAAUCAGCGAUUUUCCAUUAAAGCAAUAGACAUUUUCCAUAAUAAACUUGAGCAAUUGAAAAAAGAAAAUGUAACGGAACCAGAAAACUCAUUGGAACUAAUUUUUGCGCACGUACUUAACAAGAAAUUAUUGAGGGAAGUUAGAGGAAAGAGUCUUGAAAAAUUGACAUUAACAGAUGAAGAAACACAAAAAAUCGAUGAUUGCGUUCUAUGUAGACUAUCUCGAAUGCCAACACAGUACAUUCUUAAAAAUUGGGAGUUUCGUGAUUUGGAACUUAACAUGAAAAUUCCAGUCUUCAUUCCACGACCUGAAACGGAAGAAUUAAUUGAAUUAGUCACCCAAAAGAUUGAUCCAAAACCAGAGGAUGACUGUAAAGUCUUGGAAGUUGGUUGUGGAAGUGGAGCAAUAUCAUUAUCAUUAUUAAAUGAACUGCCAAAUUUAAAAACUAUAGUAGCAAUCGAUCAAAGCAAGACAGCAUGUGAAUUAACUUUAGAAAAUGCUAAAAAGCUUAAUCUUGCUGAUCGGAUUAGAAUCUUUAAGCACAAAGUAGACUCCGAUAAACUUCCUGACGAAAUCACUAUGAACGGAAAAUUCGAUUGUAUUAUCUCAAAUCCACCGUACGUCCCUAAAAAAGAUUUACUUAAGCUUGAUCCUGAAAUAUACUUAUACGAAGAUUUGAGAGCAUUAGACGGUGGUGAAGAUGGUCUUGACGUAAUUAAUAUUCUAUUAAAAUUGGCUUCAAAAUAUUUGAAGAAAGGCGGGAGUUUGUGGCUUGAAGUUGAUCAUCGACAUCCAGAAAUUAUUGAGAAAAUAGUCGAGAUGAAUCAAGAUGACUGGAAGUUGAAAUAUGCUGCAUGCUAUAAGGAUAUCUUUAAGAAAGAGAGAUUUGUAGAGAUUGAAAAAGUAUAA